This is a messenger RNA of Nerophis lumbriciformis (worm pipefish), 3577 nucleotides long. It is a transcript of the gene hps3, whose product is annotated as HPS3 biogenesis of lysosomal organelles complex 2 subunit 1. The record is from RefSeq and is a predicted model, not a curated record. Lineage: Eukaryota; Metazoa; Chordata; Actinopteri; Syngnathiformes; Syngnathidae. Gene Ontology annotation, biological process: organelle organization. Gene Ontology annotation, cellular component: cytoplasm.
GUUGUUGUGGUUGACGUCAACUUCCUUCUUGUAAUGUGAAAGCGGUCCUCCGAACAGGAAGAGGAUAAAAAGAGAAUUACACGACUAAACAGUGUGUUGGGUGUCCUGCAAAUGAGAAAGCAGAAUUGAAACUUUCCACGCUUAUGAAACAUGGUGCACGUUUAUAACUGCCAUCCUUACGCCUCACAGCAGAUAGUUCAGGUGGAGCAGGAGCCUGGGUUGGUCUGCUGUGGAGGCGGUGCCCUGUUUGUGGUCACGACUGGAGGAUGCAAGGUGGAAGCCUACAGUUUGGAUCUGGUAGGAUGCCCUCUUAUCUGUCGCUUUGCAACCAUGGGCACUGUGAGGAGCAUCCAGCACAGCAAUAUUGGAGACUACCUGGUCACCAUUGAGGAAAAGAACAGCGCCACCUAUCUGAGAGCCUACACCAACUGGCGUUACCAGGCUGAGGAAAAGGCUCGUGUUGGGGUGCGUCUGUUAGGCCACCUUCUGCGUGGGGCGUCUCAGCGGGGCGGAGUACAAAUGGAGAUCAUCGAGAUUCCGUUAUCAGAGCGUCCCGUUGCCGUCGCAUGCUGCUCAGUGACAGGCGACCUCCUGGUUGGCUGUGACAAGACUCUGGUUUUGUUUACUUUGAGGAGACAGAACCAGCAGAACCUGCAGAACAUGCAGCAACCUUCAUCCACACAACUGAAUUCCAGUCAGAGUAUAGAUCAAACCACACACCAAAGCUGGUCCUUUCUGGACUUUGAACGCUCUGCCAUUCUGCAUGUUGCAGGAACUAAACCUAAACAGGUAGCACUGUGUGCAGGAUAUGUCGCUAUGCAAGCUGACCUGGAGGUACUGGUCUUGAAACUGGAUACAACUCCUGAGCCCAACGAUCUGGAAGAGUCAUCAGAGGCACCAAGAAAUGAUCAAGCUGACGACCAGACUGACUUCCUGCUCAUUCCGAGACACCAGGAGUUGCUCGGUGAGAGAGCUAAAGACUGUAACGUCCCCAUCAGCAUUGAAAAAACGGGUCUGGAGGACGGAGGACGAAAUACCUUCUCAUAUGUUCUCUUUAGGCGUUUUACUCCAGAUUACUUCCAGGGUUGCAGUGUGGAAGAGACACACCUUCACUCCCUCAAACUCCACCCACUAUUCACAAGUCAAUCUCCGGUUGACGAACCGACUUGUGUGUUCUGCUUCUUCUCCCUUCCCACUGCGGGUUACCUGUACAGCUUAAAAGGCGGAGUUGAGCUUCUCUCGGCCUAUCAGUAUCCUGAGAAGGUCUUGGAGGCGGUCCUAACAGACCACCUGUUACAUGUCGUCACCAAGAGUGCGCUGCAAUGCUUUACAGUGCGGUGUGCAGCAGUGGCAGCCAGGUUUGAGGACCCCUACAUCGAUACUACCAUGAGGGCCUGUCCACCGUCCACCCUAGAAGUAUGCGCCCUCAGGAUACAGUUGUUUAUUGGCCUGCGGUCAGUAUGUGCUUACGGCCGUCAUGUCAUCCUGCUGUCUACCGCUGAUACCGAAACACCAGAGGAGACUGAACGCAACACACAGCGCAGAAGCCUGAGCAAGAAGUGGAUGAUUUCUACUCCCAAAGAGAGCAACCCUGUUGGACAUGGAUGGAACCUCUAUGUGGUUGAUACGGUCUCUCCACUCACGCUCUACAAAGAGAUGGUUGAAUACAGCCAACAUUAUGCACAGACCAACCUGCAGGCCCAAUGUCUUUGGCACCUCCUCAGUGAAGCUCACCUCCUCCUUCGUGCCGCCUUGCUUCAGUCUUCACUACAGCAGCACCAGAGCAAUGGUGACCCUGCAGACAGCCAUUCAGAGGCACAAGUCAUCGUUCAGACUGACGGACAAGAACUGGAAGAGGCACUAAGGGAGAACUGUGCACAAUUGGGAGACUGUUUCAGCAGGGGCAGCCAUAGGAGUUGUCAUCUGGCUUUGCCUUACUACAGAAUGUCUGGUCUGUCAGUCAGUGAUGUCAUGGCCAGGAACCGCCCCCAGCCCACCGAUCCACACUCCUACAACCCAGGCUUCUUGUUUUACCUGAAGCAUUACCUUUUAGAAGAGACCGAUCAGCAUCUUAGUCAGGAAGCAGCGGAUGAGCUCAUUGACAUUUUUAGCCAAACAGAGCCUUCACAGCUCAUCAACGUGUGUGCCAGCCCGACGAUGAUCAAUGUCAAUCCUUCUCGGACGCUCCGAAUCUUGCAACAUCUUGAGGACACCAUAGGGGUGUCCGUUGCACUGACAAUCACCAUGGCAACCAUGCUGCUGCGCUUGGACGAUCUGUCACAGUACACACAACUGAUGGAGAGACAUGCUGAGAUGGUGUUGGUGUAUGGCUUCAUUGAGGAGCCAAGGCUUUUGCUGCAGGGGGGAGACACAAACAUUUAUCCUACAGCCUUGACUCAGCAGAUGGUUAAGUCCCAGCCUGGUGUGCUCGUGGCUGCUAUGGUGGCGCUGCAUGAGAACAACAAAGUCUACCUUGAGCAGGUGGACGUUAUGUUUAAGGUGCUGGGUUGUGAACACAGUUUGCAGGUGGAUUUCUGGGAAGCAAUGCUUAUGGCCUCGUCACAGGACGCUGUCAUUCAGGAGCUUCUCUUCCGAUUGUCUUCCGUCUACAUAGACCGACUGAUGCAGACAAAUUCAGACAAACUUCAGCACAAACCCCUGGCACGCAGAUCCCUAAAAAGCGCAGAUGACCUAAUAAAUUCCUGCACUCACUAUGGUGCUUUGUAUCCGUGGCUCACCGUUCUCAGUCCGCCGCACACUACCAGCUCGCAGCACCAAGAGGCGUUUUAUAAAAUGCAGUCCCUCCUCUGUGGUCCAUCUCUGUCCGUGACCUCAGUCACGCCUUUGUUGGAAAGCCUGUCGGAAAAAACCAUAUGGGGCUUCAGCCUGCACCUUCUCUGCGCGACCAGAAGGGAGCAGUACGGUUACAGCAUGGAAAAGCUGCUGGACAGAUGUCCCCAGGCUAUCAUUGCCUAUGCCAAUCACCACUUACAAGAUACUUACAUGGCGUUGUGGUGGCAGAAGCUGCUCCCAGAACUGUGUAGUCGGACAAGAACUGCAACAGACAACAGCAUCCUGUUGGCUGCUCUCAAAGAGACACUGGUUGUAGUUGCCAUGGAGACAAGUCCUGCAGAGUUCUUGGAGCUGGUACCUGAUGACGGCACAGCCUCGUACUUUUUGCCUCACUUGUUGACCUGCAGCCAGAAACGCCUCCUGGCAUAACGUUCACACGAGUGCGUACACACACACACACACACACACACACACGUUACCAAUUCAAGUUUGGACACAUCUUCUUAUUUCAAUGCAUUGUCUUUAUUUUCAUGACUAUUUACAUUGUAGAUUGUCACUGAAGGCAUCAAAACUAUGACACAUGUGAAGUGAAAACCCUUUCAGGUGACUACCUCUUGAAGCUCAUCGAGAGAAUGCCAAGAGUGUGCAAAGCAGUAAUCAGAGCAAAGGGGUGGCUAUUUUGAAGAAACUCGAAUAUAAAACAUGUUUUUAGUUAUUUCACCUUUUUUUGUUAAGUACAUAACUCCACAUGUGUUCAUUCAUAGUUGUGAUGCCUUCAGUGACA